Messenger RNA from Zasmidium cellare ATCC 36951, 729 nucleotides. RefSeq lists its product as uncharacterized. The record is from RefSeq and is a predicted model, not a curated record. Bases 1 to 729 code for a protein of 242 amino acids. NCBI's taxonomy places the organism in Eukaryota, Fungi, Ascomycota, Dothideomycetes, Mycosphaerellales, Mycosphaerellaceae. The transcript has 2 exons.
AUGAGCAGUUUGGUCUGCAGCUUACCCUCAGUGUCAGGCACGACCACCACACCGGCCAACGACUCCCCUGACCUCCCCCGAAGCUUCGAAUAUCUUGUCUACCCAGCCUUCGAACCCCUUGACUUCUCGGGCCCCUUCGACGCCCUCAACUACGUCGGCUCCCUGUACAAGCUCGACAUCCAUCUCAUCUCUGAAACUCUUGAUCCAGUCACAACCCGGCCCUCAAGCGCGGGCAUGAUUCCCCAGAACUCAAGCACUUUCUUCCAGAUCCUGCCGACGACGACUCUCACGACGGCUCCUGAUCUAGAUGUCCUGAUCGUCCCUGGAGGCAUCGGAUCUCGAUCUCCAUACCUCAACAGUACUAUCCACUUCAUCAGGGACCGAUACCCUAAGCUCAAGUACCUUCUGAGCGUCUGCACCGGCGCAUUGCUGUGCUCCAAAUCUGGUGUUCUGGAUGGAAGGAAUGCCACGACGAACAAGCGAUCGUACAAGAGCAUUACAGCGACGAACGACAAAGUCCACUGGGUGCCUGAGGCUCGAUGGGUGACCGAUGGAAACAUCUGGACAACUUCUGGUGUGUCUUCGGGCAUCGAUGGAAUGCUGGCGCUCAUCCGCUGCAUUUAUGGGGAUGACGUUGUGACGAACGUGGUCAACUCCAUGGAGUAUGAGCGUCAUGUGGAUGCCCAUUAUGAUCCAUUUGCCGCAGUAUGGAAUACAACUUCGGCAUAA